This is a messenger RNA of Diversispora eburnea, 867 nucleotides long. Lineage: Eukaryota; Fungi; Glomeromycota; Glomeromycetes; Diversisporales; Diversisporaceae. The record is from the annotation of a GenBank genome assembly.
AUGGCAGCCGAAUAUAAGCAAGUAUUGUUUGAUAUACAAAGACAAGAUGGUAACAAAAAUUGUGUGGAUUGUGGAUCACCGAACCCCCAAUGGGCUUCGGUCUCCUUUGGUAUCUUUAUUUGUUUAGAAUGUUCCGGUAUUCAUCGGUCUUUCGGAGUUCAUGUCAGUUUUGUUCGUUCUAUCACAAUGGACAAAUGGUAUGAUGAUCAAAUAAAAAAGAUGAAACUUGGUGGAAAUACCGUUUGGAGAGAAUUUUAUGAAGUUUCUCCUGAUUAUUACCCAGAAAUGUCUUUACGAGAUAAAUAUCAUAGUAGUUUUGCAUCAGCAUAUCGCGAAAAGGUAAAUUAUUUUAUAAAAUCUGAUCGCUCGAAUAAUAGUUCAAAUAACAAACGUUCAUCAAUUCAAUCGUUUCAAUCAAUUCAAUCAACAUCCAAUAAUUCAUAUCAAUCAUAUCAAUCGAAUGAACCAAUCUCGAAUCUUUCAAAUAAUAAUAAUAGUUUUUCAUCAUCUGAUAAGACGCGUAAUGAAACAUAUUUUACAAAUCUUGGACGUGUUAAUGAGACAAGAACAGAAAAUCUACCACCAAGUCAGGGAGGGAAAUAUACAGGUUUUGUUGUUGGAGCUUUAACGAAAGGAUUUAACUUUUUGGGAUAUCAUGUAUUAGAAGGAGCGAAAUUGGCAGCACAAGGAGCAGAAUCAUUAGGACAAACUGUUAAUGAACAUGUAAUAAAACCAACAGCAGAAAAAGUUAGGGAUCCAGAAUUUACACAACAAAUCUCAGGUUAUGUGGCAGGUAUUGGUAAAACGGUGCGAUCAAAAAAUGAUAAAAAUGAUGACGUAUGGGAAGAUGAAUGGAAUCCUUGGUGA